AUGCGUCGCAGAAUUCUUCUUCCCCAGAGCGCGGCUCGACCCCUCAUCUGGGGCAGCAGAUCCCUGUCCGUGACCUCUCGCGCUUCAGUCGCGUCGAUUCUGUCCUCGAAGCAGCCCGUCCAGGACCCCAAUGCGCCCGUGGAGGAGGAGAGGUAUCAAUUCUAUGACCCCAAGAUCUUCUACCCAGCCCGCAUUGGCGAGAAGCUCGGUGGGAAGUACCGAUUGGUCUCCAAGCUCGGCUGGGGAACUACUUCGACCGUUUGGCUGGCGAAGGAAACGAAGCGAGGUUGGUUUUUUCAAUCACAUCAAUACGUCGCAUUGAAAAUCGCCAAUUCAUCCGACAUUGCACGGGAGAAUGCCAACCAGGAGAUUGAGGUUUCUACGCACGUCCUUACGGCAUCAACAUCUCACCCCGGCCACCAACUUAUCCGCCCAGUCAUCGAUUCGUUCGAGAUCCAAGGCACCAACAAGGCCAAACAUCUCUGCUUGGUAUUCGAGGCCCUUCGCCAGCCGCUCUCCUCUGUCGGCAGGCAGCUGGGCCACAAUGGGCGCCUACCUCCUCGUGUGCUGAGGACAAUCGUGCCCAGCAUUCUCAAAUCUUUGGAUUUUCUGCAUACGGAAUGCCGAACUGUUCAUACAGGUAUUCUCAAUCCUCACUGUCCCCAAGAUCCCGUUUUCUUUCUGACUACCUUGGAUUGCGCAGACUUGAAAGGCGACCACUUCAUGAUUCCAUUUGAGGAUCCCUCAAUCCUAGACGAAUAUCUCCGGCAACAAAAAAAGACACCCCCAAUGCUGAAAGAGAGCCAGGGUCGCCCCAUUUACGAGUCUCGUCGCGAAUUCGGGCGGUUGAAGAGAGGCAUCCAGAUCGCCAAGCUUACAGACUUUGGAUUGGCAGUGUGUGAUCAAAAGGCGGGAACUCUCCAUUUCCACAGCAUCCAGCCUCUCGAAUACACCGCCCCCGAAGUUUUGUUCAAGACGGGGUGGACUUACUCGGCCGAUAUUUGGAAUCUCGGACUGGUAUUGUGGGAAUUGGUUUCUAAUACCAGUCUUCUGGAUGGUCGUGCGAUCGGACAACCCGAAUUCUCCCACUUUACCCGCUAUGCUCAGAUGAUCCGUCUACUUGGGCCGCCGCCUGCUCAAUUACUAGACAGAGUCGAUAAAGAGACCUACAGUCGCUUCUACGAUGAAAGAGGGUCUUUUAGGUAUCCCGAAUUGGUUCCGGGGGAGAGCUUCGACUUACGCAAACUCACCCCAAUAGUAAAUGAAAGUGAUAAAGCCAAGUUCAUCAGCUUUGUACGUCGGAUGCUAGCCUGGCUGCCGGAGGACAGACCGACAGCUGGAGAACUGCUCAGUGAUCCUUGGUUGGAAGAGGAGGCAGAUCCAAUCUUGAACCUUUGA
Clonostachys solani is the source of this 1398-nucleotide messenger RNA. The record is from the annotation of a GenBank genome assembly. NCBI's taxonomy places the organism in Eukaryota, Fungi, Ascomycota, Sordariomycetes, Hypocreales, Bionectriaceae.